GGCAUUUACCAACACUAACACCUGCAAGCAACUUGUCAUUUUCAAAGCGAAAAACAUUAAAUAAAACGCAAUUGGAUGGCAAAAAUAAAUAUUACCCCCUCAUGUUUGACAUACAGCGUUUGAGUAAGCAAUGAAAUCAUCUAUUUGGGGACAGUAAAUGCGAGAAAGAGCGAAAAGAGAGGCUCAGUCAGUCGCCUCUGUGUGUAUGCGAGUGUGGGUGAGUGUGCCUGUGCGUGUUAGUGUUGGUGGGCAGAACAAUAACAAGCCCAAAAAUGCCAAUGGACAUGGAAUGUAAUGGAGCAGGACCAACAAUAACGUUCCAUCGGAGGCGAUGAAUCACAGCAGCCACAAACGUGCCUUAAUUAACGAACGAAAAGCAAUACACUUAAUCCAAAGAUGCCGCUGCUGAGCAAAUGCUUCCCCUGCUUCAAAUUCAAGCGCGAGGAGGUGAUCGACAAGCUGGACUACAGUAAUACCCCGCUAACGGAUUUCCCAGAAGUUUGGCAGCACGAGCGAACCCUGGAGGAGCUUUACCUGAGCACCACAAGAUUGCAAGCUCUGCCACCGCAAUUGUUUUAUUGCCAAGGAUUAAGGGUGCUUCACGUAAACAGCAACAAUUUGGAGAGCAUUCCACAGGCCAUUGGCAGUCUGCGACAGCUGCAGCAUCUGGAUCUCAACCGGAAUCUUAUUGUCAAUGUGCCCGAGGAAAUCAAGUCCUGUAAGCACUUAACCCACUUGGACCUGAGCUGCAACAGUUUGCAACGUCUUCCCGAUGCCAUUACCUCGCUAAUUUCGCUGCAGGAGCUGCUGCUAAACGAGACCUAUCUAGAAUUCCUACCAGCCAACUUUGGCCGAUUGGUAAAUCUGAGAAUUCUGGAGCUGCGACUCAACAAUCUCAUGACACUUCCCAAAUCCAUGGUGAGACUAAUCAACCUACAGAGGCUGGACAUUGGCGGUAAUGAAUUUACCGAGUUGCCCGAAGUUGUCGGCGAGUUGAAGUCCCUUCGCGAACUAUGGAUCGACUUCAAUCAAAUACGUCGUGUUUCGGCCAACAUUGGAAAGCUACGCGAUCUGCAGCACUUCGAGGCCAAUGGCAACUUGCUGGACACUCUUCCCAGCGAGCUGAGCAACUGGCGCAAUGUGGAGGUACUAUCUAUAUGCUCCAACAGCCUGGAGGCCUUUCCCUUCAGCGUGGGCAUGCUGAAGUCCCUGGUGACAUUCAAGUGCGAGUCAAACGGUUUGACAGAGUUACCCGACAGCAUAAGCUACUUGGAACAGCUCGAGGAACUAGUAUUAAGCCACAACAAGCUUAUACGCCUACCUAGCACAAUUGGGAUGUUGCGUAGCCUUCGCUUUCUGUUCGCCGAUGAUAAUCAACUACGACAACUACCAGAUGAGCUGUGCAGCUGUCAGCAGUUGAGUGUGCUAAGUGUGGCGAACAAUCAGUUGUCCGCUCUACCACAGAACAUUGGAAACCUGAGCAAGAUGAAGGUACUCAAUGUGGUGAAUAACUACAUAAAUGCAUUGCCAGUUUCGAUGUUAAAUCUGGUUAAUCUCACAUCGAUGUGGCUAAGCGAUAACCAAUCGCAGCCCUUGGUGCCGCUGCAAUAUCUAGAUGCAAGUACAAAGACCCAGUUGACCUGCUUCAUGCUGCCCCAAGUCACAUUCAAGAUGAACAGUAUACAGGCCCAACAGCAGGCUCAGGAGCAGUAUGAGUUCGUUUACGCCAACCAGCAGCAGCCUCACGCGAGUCCCUCGAGAAGGAUUUGCUUCGCCGAGGAGGCCACCAUUCUUAGCAACGCCAAAGCACAGCCAGCGCCCAAUUAUCCCAGCUUUGUGGCCGCUCCGCCGACGCCAACGCCCGAUCAGAUGGCUGGGUCUGUGCGGUUAAUGCGUUCACCCACACCUUAUCCCAAGGAGCUGCGACAAAUGUCCAAAUAUGUGAGGCAGGCUCAGGCGGCGACCUCAUCGGCCAAUGCCAGCGAGGUAAGGGAGGCACGCGUAGUAACCAAUGGACAAAUUCACUGUGAUAGCAACAAUGCCAACCAGGAUGUUGUGGACCAGGCCACAACAAGUGCAAUAUACGGCAUUGCGCCCGAAACGACACACAUCUACGGAGUCUAUCAGCAACCGCAGCAGAUGGCGCACCCGGUGCCAACGCAGGAGUACUACGGCCUGCCACUGGUCAACUACGAAGCACACUAUCAGCAGCUUUACGUCGAGGCCAACACGCCGCUUCCCACCACGCAUUUAAACGGGGAUCAGGACUAUGAGUUGCAACCGCUGCAGCAACAACCAAUGCAGCAACAGGCGCUGCCAACACCCCGGUUGGAACCACCACCAUACCACAUAGCUCGAGUUUACACAAAGAAAACGCCCGAGGAUCUCAACCUUUACGAGUCCAUGAGGCAGCGAAAGCAGCAACAACAGCUGCAAGAACAAACCAUCUACCAAGAUGCUUUGAAUAGCAAUAGUAACUUUAAAACGACAGCGAUUGGCGCUCAGGACGUCGAAGAGUCAGUCGAUCAGUUGGACUACCAAAAUAAUAUUAGCAAUAAUUUAGAGCCAAAUCCGGAGGAGGAAGACCAGGAGCUGGAUGACACUAUGUCGCAGCACUCGCUUAAUUCCACGGCCACUAACAAUACUUCCAAAGCGAGCCAUAAGAAAUCCACCUGGAUCUUUGGUGUCCACAAAAAUCCGACAGUCAAACAGGUUACUCUAAAAUGGGAGAACUCUAUAGGCUUUGAUAUAGCCGAGCUUCUUAAUCAGGUUGGCAUCUUUGUGAGCUCCAUAACGCCCAAUACGAAUGCCGCCCGCCUGCUUAAUCUGAACGACAAGUUGCUGGAAAUCGACGGCUACGACCUGACCAAUGCCAACCUGAGCGAUGCCAAACGAGUGCUGCUAAACUGCGGCACGGUCAUGAACAUAAUGUUGUCGAGAAAAUGAUGGACCAUCUAUUUACCGACCUAAGCCGAUUCCCAUCCCGAGACCGAAGACUUUUUGUGCAUUUUUCUAACGCAUUUUUCCAAUAAGCAGCAUCGCCGAAAUCGGAUAACAAAUUACUUGGACCGAUCAUAGUGUUAGUUCAUAAUACCCUUCCGUACUGGCGGUCAAACCAUCAGUCAUAGAGCACAAUCGCCAGCUAGAGGAUCCCAUGCUUUUUGUAUAUUAGAUAGACGAAUCCAAACUGCCAUUUUCUUUGCACCUCCAUACUCGAUAGAAGAAUAUUACCAGAAGACGGCCAAAUUUAGUAGUUAUAGCCCACAACAAGUAUUCUCAAAAUUUAAGUUGAAUGAAGAUGAAUUGAAUUUAUGAUUUGACUUUAAAGCUGUUUAUAAUUCGAAUUGAGCCACUUAUAAGUUGGAUUUAUUUAAUCAGUAUCUAAUCGAUAUCUUAUGUAAAUAGUUAAGUUAUGCACUUAAGGAAGCAAUAAUAUGUUUGGCCAAUUAUUAGUUCCAGUACUUUAUUAUUACAAUGCGUAGAUUACAUUGAAGUGGCAUUUGUAUUGGAAGUUUGUGCUACCAUUAUUCUGACCGCCAGUGGAAUGUAUCAGCAUAAUACAUAUAAAUAGUGCAAUUAGCGUCGAUUAUAGGUAUAUAUAUACGCACUCAUUAUAUAUACUCGCGAUAAUCAGACAAAUUACCUUCAACUAGCGCCUAUUUUACGCCCAGCGUUGUUCAAAUUUGUUCCCAAAAUUAUAUGUAUAGAUCAAUUACUUGAUUACAAAAGAUAUUUGCUGUUUAUGUUAGUUGUUAUGGUGCAGCAAUACAAAUUCUAUAUAUAUAUAUAUUUACAUAUACGUACGCAAUCUAUAUUUAUUGUCCAAUCGAUCGAAGUGUCAAACAUUAUUUUCAAUGGUGAACUGUUAGCACAAACUGAAUUCUCACGCUAUUGGCAUUGUGAUCAGUAUUAUUAUUUAUCUGGUUAAACACGUGAAAUCUAAUCGAAAGAUAAGCACUUCUAUAUUCAUAGCCUUUAUAUAUAUAUAUAGUCAUACAUAGAGAUGUGCAUUAUUGAAGAACACACGCCCACACACACACACAAACAUACUGCAUAAAUACGAAUCUAGCUAACUUAAGCAAGCGCACACAUUUUGCCAAUUCAAUUUGAUUUAAGAGCGUUACCACAAAUCACUGAAAUACAACAUUCACUUUGUCAUUUCGCCAUAGUUUUUGAUUAAAUCUCAUCCAGCCGCCGAAAGGGCCAAGUACAAAAACCAUCUAGUCAACAGCCUGGCGGCCUUUUGAUUAAUGUCCCCGCCUGCUGCUGUCGUUAUCGACAGGCAAUUAUCUAUGAAAAUUAAUUGACGGCGACAUUUGUAGUGUGCCAUUUGGCCGACACCAGCGAAGCACGCAAUCCAAUCCCCCUGGAGAAUCCGCUACAUGCACCUCCUGCCACCGUGCUCCGCGGCUCCACUGGCUACGACAUCAUCAGCGACAGCGCCACCGAAUGUUGUCUGUUGCGGCACUUUUGGCCACAUGUAUUUGCAUAAAAAGUGAACAACCAGCGGAAUGGUCGUAAAUUCAGCUGGAAAGUAGUGAACGAAAAAGCGCAACCGCGCACGAUGGGCUGGAAAAGAUAAAUGGG
Molecule: messenger RNA, 4587 nt
Organism: Drosophila melanogaster (fruit fly)
Lineage: Eukaryota; Metazoa; Arthropoda; Insecta; Diptera; Drosophilidae
Gene: Lap1
Product: Lap1
Exons: 6
Coding region: 397-2946 (849 amino acids)
Source: RefSeq, marked reviewed